This is a messenger RNA of Echinostoma caproni, 1287 nucleotides long. The record is from the annotation of a GenBank genome assembly. Lineage: Eukaryota; Metazoa; Platyhelminthes; Trematoda; Plagiorchiida; Echinostomatidae.
AUGAAGAUUGAAGAAGUUCGUAGUACAUCAAAGGCGCAGCGUAUAGCAGCUCAUACACACAUUAAAGGACUGGGUUUGGAUGAAAAUGGGAUCCCGUUACCCACAGCUGCUGGUUUAGUCGGUCAGGAGUGUGCCCGUGAAGCUGCUGGUAUUGUUGUAGAGAUGAUCAGAUCUAAAAAGAUGUCCGGACGGGCUGUUCUUAUGGCUGGGCCUCCCGGAACGGGGAAGACCGCGAUUGCCUUGGCUAUCGCUCAGGAUUUAGGGAGUAAAGUCCCAUUCUGUCCGAUGGUCGGGAGUGAGGUAUACUCAUCAGAAAUUAAAAAGACAGAAGUGCUGAUGGAACACUUUCGACGAGCCAUUGGCCUUGGAAAAACAAUCAGUCACGUCAUCAUCAGCCUACGCACAGCCAAAGGUGUCAAACAACUGAAGUUAGAUCCGUGCAUUUACGAAAGUCUUCAGAAAGAACACGUAGAAGUUGGUGACGUUAUAUAUAUUGAGGCAAAUUCGGGAGCUGUCAAAAGACAGGGACGGUGUGACGUUUACACUGCGGAGUACGAUCUUGAAGCUGAUGAAUAUGUUCCUUUGCCUAAAGGAGAAGUUCAUAAAAAGAAAGAAGUUGUUCAAGAUGUUACGUUACAUGAUCUCGAUGUGGCUAAUGCACGUCCUCAAGGCGGCCAAGAUAUAGUUUCUAUGAUGGGCCAGUUAAUGAAACCAAAGAAAACGGAAAUCACAGAUAAAUUGCGCAAAGAAAUAAAUAAGGUUGUCAAUAAGUACAUUGAUCAAGGAAUUGCUGAACUUGUUCCCGGUGUGCUGUUCAUCGACGAGGUCCACAUGCUAGAUAUAGAGUGUUUCACUUAUUUGCAUCGUGCCUUGGAAUCGACUAUCGCUCCGAUUGUAAUUUUUGCAACGAAUCGCGGCAAGUGUACCAUUCGUGGCACGGAAGAUAUUGUAUCUCCACAUGGUAUUCCAUUGGAUCUGCUGGACCGCGUCAUGAUUAUUCGCACACUACCAUACUCUUCAGAUGACGUGAUUCAAAUCUUGCGCAUCCGAGCACAAACAGAAGGGAUCAAAGUAUCCGAACCAGCUUUCACUCGUCUGGCGGCUGUCGCGACCGACACCACAUUGAGAUACGCUGUACAACUUUUGACCCCAUCCUCGAGGAUUGCACAACUUGCCGGUCGUGAUGAGAUCGAGCCUUCAGAUAUCGAAGAAGUGUGCUCACUGUUCCUCAAUGCGAAACAAUCUGCCAAGAUUCUCAUGGAACACGAAAGCCAAUUCAUGAAAUAA